Molecule: messenger RNA, 7183 nt
Organism: Formica exsecta
Lineage: Eukaryota; Metazoa; Arthropoda; Insecta; Hymenoptera; Formicidae
Gene: mys
Product: integrin beta-PS
Exons: 10
Coding region: 19-2802 (927 amino acids)
Biological process (GO): cell adhesion mediated by integrin; integrin-mediated signaling pathway; cell-matrix adhesion
Cellular component (GO): cell surface; integrin complex; focal adhesion
Molecular function (GO): integrin binding
Source: RefSeq, a predicted model, not a curated record
AACCGCCUGAAGCAGCUGAUGGAGCAGAAGCAUCGCGUGGACGAGCAGAUUGAGCGCGAGAUCACCGACGAGCGCGAGAUCACCGACGAGCAGAUCGAGAUCCAGGCGAUGCUGGAGGCGAAGGCGCGGGAACGCGCGAACGAGGCGCGACCGGAUUACUCUGUCGAAGAAUCGGAACCGGAAGCGCUGCCAAUACCCGCCGCCAUGGUCCAUCACGAGCAACAUCCGGGCAAACGACACGGCCCGAAUGCAGUUAGUUGUGAAAUGUUUGGCAGCUCAAGAUGGCUCGUUGUGCUAGGAAUAUUAGUGGUGGGCCUGUUAGUUUCGUUCGCUCGGGCCAAUUAUCCUCCUCCGGAAAGAUUGACUGGCAUGAAUCCUUGUAUCAGUAAACAGACAUGCCAUGAGUGCAUACAGACUCCACACUGUGCUUGGUGCGCAGCACCGAAAUUCUCCGAGAAGAGGUGUUUCCUUCCAAAUAUCAAUACCAAGAUAUUCGCAACGUGUCCUCCCAAGUACACAUGGAAUCCUGAUAAUGUCUUCAGCAUGCUGCGACACCGUAACUUGACCAAGGGCGGUUUCGCCGCUGGCGGCGGCGCAGGAGGAGGAUAUGGCAGCAUCGAAGGCUCAUACUCCAAUUUCUCAUCUUCCGGCUCAUCCUCUUCGCAUUUUCAUAAGGAGAGUUCGAGCAGUGGCGGAAGUAGAAGACAGGAGGCCGUGCAAAUGUGGCCACAAGAGGUCGAUCUGAAACUUAGAAUAAAUGAAGCUUAUAGAAUGUCGUUCGCUUAUUCCCAAGCGGAAGAUUAUCCCGUGGACCUCUACUAUCUUAUGGACCUGAGCAAGUCCAUGGAGGACGACAAGAAGAAACUGUCCGAUUUGGGCCAAUUGUUGGUCGAGAGCAUGAGCAAGAUUACAAGCAAUUUCCGUUUGGGUUUCGGUAGCUUUGUCGACAAAGUCGUAAUGCCAUACGUCAAUACCGUGCCAAAAUCUCUUAUCGAACCGUGCGACGGUUGCGCGGCGCCUUAUGGAUACAAGAACAUCAUGAGACUCUCUCAGGACACAAGCAAGUUUGCGGGAUUGGUGCGUAACGCGUCUGUGUCCGGCAAUCUUGACGCGCCGGAGGGCGGCUUCGAUGCGAUCAUGCAAGCGAUAGUUUGUCGUAAUCAAAUAGGCUGGCGCGAAAAGGCGCGUCGGUUACUGGUAUUCUCGACCGAUGCCGGUUUUCAUUAUGCAGGCGACGGUAAGCUGGGUGGUAUCAUCAAGCCGAACGAUGGCAUGUGCCACUUGGACACGAGAGGCACGUACACCCACUCGUCCCUGCAGGAUUAUCCGAGCAUUUCGCAAAUCAAUCUGAAAGUGAAACGAAACGCCAUAAAUAUCAUAUGGGCGGUCACCGAGGAGCAGAUCAACGUUUACAAAAGACUUACGAAGCACGUUGAGGGUUCCUUCGCCGGCAAGUUGUCCGACGAUUCCAGUAAUGUCGUGGAACUGAUCCGCGAGCAGUACGACGCUAUCUCGAGCUCAGUGGAGAUGAAGGACACGGCCAGCAGCGCGGUCAAGGUGAAAUACUUCUCGAGCUGCUUGGGUACUGGGCCGGCGAUCGAGACGUCGAAAUGCGACGGACUAAAAGUCGGCACAAAGGUGGAGUUUAUCGCGGAGAUCGAAGUCACCAGUUGUCCGGCCAACAGAUCGGAAUGGAAGCAAAAGUUUGACAUUUAUCCGGUUGGUAUAAACGAGACUCUCACGGUAAAUCUGGAGAUGUUGUGUGACUGCGAGUGCGAGCGCGAAGGCCACAUGUACGAGGAGAAAUCGCCCGAGUGCAACGGCGUGGGCACGCUCAAGUGCGGCGUUUGCGAGUGCUACGACGGAUUCUUCGGUAAGCGAUGCGAGUGCAGUCCGCAUCAGGAACUCACUGGCUUCGACAAGCAUUUCCAAUCGUGCCGACCCGACAACACCUCCCUCGUAGACUGCUCCGGCCGCGGCACGUGCGCUUGCGGUCAAUGCGAAUGCGAAGAACGAGAAAAUUCGAAGGAGGUAAUAUCGGGACAUUUUUGCGAGUGCGAUAACUUUUCCUGCGACCGCGAUCAGGGUAAGCUCUGCUCGGACCACGGCACUUGCGAAUGCGGACAGUGCGUCUGCAACGCCGGCUGGACCGGACCGUCUUGUAAUUGUAGAUCCUCCAACGAUUCCUGCAUCGCGCCGGGAACCACGAAUGGCGUACUCUGCUCGGGUCAUGGCGACUGCAUCUGUGGUGAGUGCAUCUGUCACGAAGAGGGCAACACUCGAUACUCUGGCAAGCACUGCAACAAGUGCCCGACUUGCCCGAGCCGCUGCGAGGAACUGAAACCGUGCGUGCAGUGUCAAAUGUAUGGUACCGGAAACUAUAGCGAUCCGGAGGAGUGCGCGAAAAACUGCAAGGAGUUCGUACCCGAAAGCGUGGAGACGGUGAUCGUUGACGUGGACAACGACGAGGUGCCGUGCUUCGGCACAGACGAGGACGACUGCAAAUACAAUUUCGUGUAUUACUACAACGAGACCAACUGCCUGCAGGUUCGCGCUCAGAAAGAACGCGAAUGCCCACCGCAGGUCUACAUGCUUGGAAUCGUGUUGGGCGUGAUCGCGGCGGUGGUCCUGGUCGGUCUGGCGCUGCUGCUGCUAUGGAAACUGUUGACAACGAUACACGACAGACGGGAGUUUGCCCGUUUCGAGAAGGAGAGGAUGAUGGCCAAGUGGGACACGGGAGAGAAUCCGAUCUAUAAGCAAGCCACUUCCACGUUCAAGAAUCCGACUUAUGCCGGAAAAUAAUGCGCCUCGAAACGCAAUAUUUUUAAGAAGGAUUCGCAACGAUACGACGCGAUUUACAGUUUGCGAACAACAACUGUGCGCUCGGUGUCUCGUGUCAAGUUCAGCAAGAUCUUGAGUAGCUACGUAAAGAGACGCGUAACUCUGCGGCAUAACAAGAUCUAGAUCUAAGGUAUUUUAGCGUUUACAUAAUUAUUUAAAGGAAGUAAUAUUUAAAUACAGUAUAUACUCUAUUUUGUUGAGAUAUUUGUAAAAAACGAUUUAAAAUACUGCCAUAUAAAACAUAGACUGCAUUGUGGACGCGCGCAUACGCGUCAUUUGUUUACGAAAUUAUAAUGUUAUAUUUUAUCGCGAUCAUGGUUUAAGGAAAGCAGGUUAGUUAGGCUAAUUUUAAUAUUCAAGUGCCUUUUAAUAUCACGACCGACGGUGUACUUGCAAUUGACUCUCAGUUACCUUUGCAUUUUUUACACUAUACAUACAGAUGAACAGAGUGUAAACUUAAUAUGUGGUAACAUAGUUUGGGAAUGGAUCCAAAGGAGAUAAGUAAUGGGAGGAGAUUCGUAUAGAUGUAUGAUUUAUUCUAUGUCAUUUCUUAGUUAUGGUCGCAUCUUUUUUAUACGCAUUUUAAACACACAUUUGUUAUUUCUGUUGGAAUUGAGUUUCUGUUGUCUGUUGUGCUUUAAAGAUAAAGAUUAGAAAACUACAAAUAGAUUUCGAUACCUUAUACUUUCUCUGAAAAAAUGCAAACUGGAGUGAGUCAUAAGACACUGUAUAUUUGGAUCAUUAGUCAACAAGAUUUUACGUGAGAUAUAAAAUAAUUGUAAAUAUUAUAACUGGUUAUAGAAUAAAUUUUACCCAGAAUUAUUAGUACGGUCGUGUAACUCGAAAACGAUACGAAAUAUAUAUUGGAUCUAUUCCUGAAAUACAUCGCGCACAUAUUACGUUACAUUUCUUACGUAUAAAUAGAAAAAAUGCGCCGCCCUUUCUUCUGGACGAAAACGAAUGACUGUCAAAGAUUUUAUAUAUUUUUUAGUGCAAUCCACAUGAGGAUAUACUUCAUGCGAAAAAAAUUGGAAGAUGCAUUUAUCUGCGAAUCUUCUGUCCUGUAAUCGUUUUAUUGAUCGACUAAAGCGCAUUCUUUUUUUUAUUUCCUUUUCACGCGACUCUAAAGAGACUCGAAAGUGUUUAUAGAAAAUUUGUAUAAAUGUAUAAAGUACUGCCCGCGACCCGGAUAUAGAAAUAAGUUUUAACUCUGUACUUUAACGAUGGCGCGACAAUGAUAACUACACGAUUAUGUCUCGCAUAUUAUUUCGUAAAUAUAUAUUAUAUAUAACCAAAAGAGUGUUAUAUAAUCGGUUGUUUCUAACGCAAGAAUAUACGAGUACGAGGAUUCAGAAAUAUAUAAAGUAUAAAUAAUUCUGAAAGUAAACAAGUCGUGUGUCCGAUCAUAUGCGAAUCAUGUACUUCACUCUUCUCGAUUCGUGAAUCUCACGAAGCACAUCGAUUCCGAAAAAUAUACGUACAACGAUGUAAUCGUACCGUAAAAAGAGAGAUUAAACGACAGCGUGAUAUCUCGAUCCAUCGUGUCGUUUGUUUCCAAACAAUUUCAUCUCUUUUGACAAUUUUACAACAGCUAUAACCGCGUCAUUAUUAAUCGCAUUAUCUGUUCUUUUGUUUUAUACUAGCUCGACUAUAAGUUAACGUGAGUUAAUUACUAUAAUCGACAUUACUCCACGUGCGAUUGUUCGCAAACUCGAUAGGCUAUAUGUAGAUUAUAAGCCCUAGGCGAGGACUAAUAAAAACGAUGUGUUAGUAAGCGUUGCUACUUCUCACACCUUGUGUAUCACCCAGAUCGUAGAUUAUUUCGUAAAACUCGAGGAGAGGGAAGGGAAAAAGAGGACGCGUAAGGAAAAUUGAGUUUUCACGAAAAGAUUGACGACAUACAAUAUUGUCCCGACGUGUAUCACGCGAUGAUAUGUUUACGUGUGUCAUGUUGUCGCAUAGAUGCAUUAGUUAGAGAGAGGGGGACGAGAGAGAGAGAGAGAGAGAGAGACAGAAAUAUGGAUUCUUCCAUUGGAUUAUCUCAUGCGUUUUCUUUUUUUUUUUUCUACAGAUUUAUUAAAUAAUGUUGUGACAAUUUUCGUAAAACAUUCUUAAUUUUUUCUCUUUCAAAAUUAAAUUAUGAGGUGAUGUCAUUAAUAUUUCUUUCAUUAUUGUGCAACUGACAUCAAGGCGAGCUUAAGCAUGCAAGUCAUUAUCGUUUUGAAAUUCGAAAAUUUAGAGUCAAACGAACGAGAAAAAUAUUGAAACGUUAAAAAUAUUCUGAGACUAAAUUAUGCUCUCUAUAUGCCUUCACAACAAAGAGGGAGAUGUUUAAAUUUUCUUCAUGUGACUCAUCUAUUAUUGUAUUUCCUGUAGCAAAUACUACGUACGUAUGAUUUAUUAAUGCGAACAAUAGGUCGCAAGCAAAGAAAAGAUCGUUUCGGCAUCUAAUGAGCGUACAUUUAUAUUUAUUUAUUUAUGCGAUUGAGCUAAUGGAAAAAGAAGGCGGGAGAGAGGAAGAUUUUGUAAGCGUUUUCGAAAAAUUGUAUAAAUGAAAAGCUGUGCGCACAAAAGAGAAAGUUUUAAAGGUGAUAGUAAAAUAUAUUUUGAAGACGAAGUGUCAAAAAUAACGGGCCGUUUUAAUGGAGAAUUCUAUUCUGCAGGGACAUGAAUAUUGCCAUAGGAUUAAGGGACAAUAAGCCAGUGAUGAUCGGAACUAAAGGAACAAUUUCCAAAGAUAUUGAAACACGAAAAAUGGAAAGAAUUAGAAGAACUGUCUCGAGAAAAAGACAAUACACGAUAUAAAUCUUUGUAACAAAGAAAAGGAAAAUUUAAAAACAAUCACUAUUUUCUCUGCUAUGAAGAACAAUUCGUUAAAUCGGGCUGUAACGACGUGAUAUCCCGAGGAUUUCUCCAAAAUGUCACACGAGUCGAAACGCUUGUUUUUUCCGCAAAACGACGUCUGCAAUCUUUUUUGAAAGCACGCUAAAAAAAGUCUUCGCUCGUCGUUUAAAAAUUGGAACGCGCUGCGGCUCGAAACGAGAAGGAAAACGGAUAGCAACAAACUGGUUUAUCAAUGUUUCAAAACACGCUUAUCAACUAUUUUUUACCGACAAGUUUAUAGUAAAAGAAAACCACAUGCAGAGGUCGAGGAUUGUUAAUAAAAAUUGAGAGAUAAUCUAAUCGGAAUAACGUAAAAACGAGUGACGAGAAAAAAGAGUAUUUUCCUCGUAAAAGAUUUUAAUUAAAAGAUUCGAGAAACAAAGGAAUUGCCCUGUUAAAUUUUCCAACGAUUUAUCUUUGGUGUUUUAUGGCCCUUGCAUAUUUUUUCCGUCUUCGAGUACGUAAACACGCGCGGAUUUGCAUCGCGUUGCGACGCACUAAAGGAAAAUACGCAUCGCUUAGCUUGGGAAUUAAUUAACAAUAAUACUCAAGAACCCAAUCAAUCGGCAAAGCAUACAUAAAUAUAUAUAUAUAUAAACAGGUAAAGUGAAAAAAAUAAUAUUACUUACGGAGGUUUAUUAAAAAUAGUUUAUCGGAGAGACGCGUGGGGAGAUAAUCUUGCGGCCUUCGUGGAAUCUUUUUUCCUAAUCCUCAGAAGUAUUCAACUUGUUUAGCUCGUUGCAAACUAUAGACACAAUACUAUAAAGCGGCGUCUACAAUAAGAUUUUAAGCCCUAAGCCUUAAGAAAUUGACUAAUGACAGUCGAGUAUUCUCUUCAUAUUUGACUGUGAUUGGUCAAUUUCUUAAGGCUGAGGGCUUAAAAUCUCUAUUGUAGACGCCGCUUAAAAGAACGUGGUAAACAAAAAAAAGAAAAAGCAUCGCGCUUAUAUAUAAAUAAACACAAUUCUCGAGAGAGAAAGAGAGAUCCUCCGAUGAGGCAGGAAAAGAAAAAAGUGAAUUGUUUAUAAGAUUAUACAUUGAUUAAAAAGAAUCUCUGGAGGGAGAUCUCGCGAUCUUUUUUGCGUCUCGACGUCUCGUACAUUCGUGCAUACCUCAUCUCGGUGUGUCGCGAUAAGCGCGACUCGCGUGCGCGUAGCAAUCGUCACGUGUUUGUAUACACACGGCGCGCGAGAUAGGUGAGGGUGGGGGUAAGGGAGAGACCGAGAGUGGUACAUUUGACGCAGGAGCACGCGACGCACCUACAUACAUACAUAUAUUUGUGUAUGUGUGUACGUGUGUGGGUACGAGUCAGUCGGUCUCUAUCGCACGCGCGUCAUCGUCGGAUCGUGUAGAACGGCGCACAAAGCGCACUUGGCUCUCUUCGACCUUUCUCUCGAAUAGAGUCGCCGAGUUUUCUGCGAAAAGUGCGCGAUUUAGGGGAAAAAAAAAAAAAAAAAAA